AUGAACACUGAACAAGUACCAGAGGAAUAUGAAUUCAAUAGUGUUGUUUUUGGAGUAAAUUCGUCUCCAUUUCAAGCUCAGUUUGUUUCUAGAAAACAUGCCGAAAUGACAAAAGAUUCAUAUCCACGAGCCGCCGAAACAGUUCUAAAAUCUACAUACAUGGACGACAGUAUGGACUCCGUAAUCAACGAUGAACAAGGCAUCGAACUUUAUAAUCAGCUAUCUCAGUUAUGGGCAAAGGCAGGGAUGUAUGCACGGAAAUGGCUAUCGAAUUCAAAGGCAGUUUUACAAUGCAUUCCAGAAGAAGAUCGCGCGUCACAAGUCGAUCUCGAUGAGGGAUAUUUACCGUCAGUGAAAACACUAGGAGUUAUAUGGCAGGCAGACAAUGACAUAUUCACGUUUAAAGCUAACCCACCGGCAGAGGAUUUUAAAUUUACUAAACGAAACAUUCUAAGCAAAGUUGCUACGUUAUUCGAUCCGUUGGGAUUUAUUGCGCCGUACACAAUAAGAGGAAAACUGCUACUACAAGAGAUGUGGACAGCAGGACUAGACUGGGACGACCAGUUAGACGAAGAACUGGUUGAAAAAUCUAGAGAGUGGUUCCGAGAACUUGAUGAACUAUGUUGUAUUGAAAUACCGAGAUGUUUGCAGUUAAACGAAGACAUUGUUUCGACGAGUUUACACACAUUUAGUGACGCUUCUCAAGAGGCUUAUGGCUCAGUAAUAUAUGCUAGAAACGAGCAUACGAGUGGAAUGAUAUCUACUAGAUUAAUAGCAGCGAAAUCGAGAGUUGCUCCUUUAACAUCAGUCAGCAUUCCAAGACUUGAGUUAAUGGCCGCAGUUUUAGGAUUAAGAUUAGCACUUUCGGUUAAAAACGCAUUAGAAGUGCUAGAGGAUAAUAUGACAUUCUGGUCAGACAGUAUGAACGUUUUGCAUUGGAUUAGAGGCAGAAGUAGAGAAUAUAAGCCAUUUGUAGCUAAUAGAAUUGGAGAAAUUCAUACGUCAUCGCAUCCUAAUCAAUGGCGACAUGUGCCAACAAAAGUUAAUCCGGCAGAUUUAGUAUCGAGAGGAAGAACCGUAAAACAGUUACAGUCGGACGUAAUUUGGUGGAAUGGACCGGAAUUCCUACAAGAUGAAGAACCGCAAUGGCCGGACACUAAUAUUCAGAUAGAAAACAUACGUGAUACCGAACUUAUAUGUCAAAAGAAAACAAGCGAUAACUUAACUAAUUGUACUACACUGAAAAGUAUUCAUACUAGUGAUUCAGAUUGGCGUCUAGAUCCCGCACGUUAUUCGAGUUUUGUAAGACUAGUUCGUGUACAAGCGUAUGUGCACAGAUUUAUUGACAAUUGCAGACUAAAGCAAAAACAACGUCGUCAAGGAAGUUUAUCUACCGUCGAGUAUGCAGAUGCCGAAUUGGAAACAAUAAAAAAUGCACAAAGAGAGGCAUUUCCAGACGAAUACAACGCUCUUAUGAAAAGUAAAGAUUUACCGAAAACAAGCAAAUUAUUAGGAUUACAACCGCGAAUUGAUGAAAAUGGGUUAAUAAGAUGCGAUGGACGUUUAGAGUUCGCCGAUUUUCUAUCAUUCGAUGCAAGAUAUCCAAUUAUAUUACCACGAAAGAAUUGGGUCACGAAGCUUAUUGUGAAACGCUAUCACGAACUUGGAAAACAUGUUAGUGGGACAAAUCAAACAUUUUCAGCAUUAUCGUCACGAUUUUGGAUUAUUUCAGGGAGAGAAGAAAUAAGAGAAUAUGAACAUGAGUGUUAUACGUGUCGUAAGAAGAAAGCUAAAGUUGCCGAGCAAGUGAUGGCUCCAUUACCGGAAAUUCGUUUCAAAACACCUUUGCAUGCUUUCGCUCGUACAGCAGUUGAUUUUGGUGGACCGUUCAUAACAGUUCAGGGCAGAGGAAAGCGCCGUCAGAAAAGAUACUUAUGUCUAUUUACAUGUUUAGCGUCACGCGCAGUGCAUUUGGAAGUAGCAUUUGGAUUAGAUACGGACUCAUUUCUUAACGCAUUUUAUCGGAUGGUGAACAGGCGAGGUCUUCCGAAAGAGAUAAUUUCAGACAAUGGAACUAAUUUUGUUGGAGCAAAUAGAGAACUGAAAGAACUAGUUGCGCUUUUAGACAAGGAUAAAAUACAUAAUUCAAUUAGUAACCAAGGAAUUAAGUGGCAUUUCAACCCACCGUUAGCUCCGCAUUUUGGUGGUAUUCACGAGACAAUGAUAAAAUCGGCAAAAAGGGCUAUUUAUGCAAUAUUAGGAAAUGCAGAUAUUAAUGAUGAGGAGCUGUUAACAGCAUUUACCGGAGCUGAAGCACUGAUAAAUUCGAGACCGCUUACGUACCAGUCUGCUGAUCCGAAAGAUGAUACACCUUUAACACCGAAUCACUUCUUGCACGGACAAUUAGGUGGCCAUUUCGCUCCAGAAACCGUUGAUAUUACUGAUUUUAACCCGAGAAAACGAUGGAGAAGAAUUCAGGAAUUAAUUAGACAUUUUUGGAAACGUUGGAUUAGAGAAUGGUUGCCAGGACUUAACAAACGCGACAAGUGGACUAAAACGAAAAGGGACAUAAAAACCGAUGAUAUUGUACUGGUGAUGAAUCCGAACGUUCAGAGAGGACAUUGGCCGCUUGGCAGAAUAAUCGAAGUUUUCCCUGGCAAAGAUGGGCAUGUUCGCGUUGCAAAAGUUUCACUUGGACAAACUGUAUUAAUGAGACCAAUUACAAAACUUUGUCCGUUAGACAUCGAAACCACCGAAAAUGACAGUGAUAAAUAA
Mytilus trossulus (common blue mussel) is the source of this 2775-nucleotide messenger RNA. RefSeq lists its product as uncharacterized. Gene Ontology annotation, molecular function: nucleic acid binding. The record is from RefSeq and is a predicted model, not a curated record. Lineage: Eukaryota; Metazoa; Mollusca; Bivalvia; Mytilida; Mytilidae. Gene Ontology annotation, biological process: DNA integration. Bases 1 to 2775 code for a protein of 924 amino acids. The transcript has a single exon.